AUGACAGGUAAUAGUAUUGGCUGAUAUGGGAUUGCAUAAUAAUCAACGUGUGAGACAAUUACCUCCGUCCUUAAUGGGUUAAUGGGGGAGAAAAAUUAGAACAUUUUACACUUACAUUUGGCAGGAUCCUGGAGCUGCUAUUGCUGUGCUCUCUCUCUGGUAUUUCCAAGAUGGCUUCAUUCCCUGGUACAUUUAUGCCACCUGAAAAGAGAGGCUAAUAGCAUGUCUCUAGUCAUGGGUAGCUACCAGCUGGCACUGCUACCUAAAAGACAAUUCAAUGGGAGGCCCCUGCAUUACCUUCUUAACCCCUUAAGGAUACAUGACAUGUGUGACAUGUCAUGAUUCCCUUUUAUUCCAGAAGUUUGGUCCUUAAGGGGUUAAAGGAAACUACACAUUUUCAAAACACGCUGAAACAGGACAAAUUUUAAAUCUGUCCAAUCUUCUGACAUGCCCAGUUGCUCUCAAGAAAGCUUUUCCAGACAGCAUCUGCAGUGAGGAACCCUGUGAGGAACCCUGCAGAACUAAACCCUAUGACAAAAAAAGAGACACAGAUUGUUUUUUACACACAAAUAGGUCAUGACUGAAGUUCCUUAAUCUACUUUUGUCCAUAUUUUUUAGUUUACUGCUUCCACCCAGAAAAAAAUAAAAUAUCUUAGUGAUCCUUAACUACUGCCAGUAAUUUUUUUCAAUGUAAAAACUAGUGGGGCGCUUUCCUAAAUGUCUCUAUGGAUGAUCCUCCACUGAAAUGGAGGUUCAUUUAAUUUGUACACUGCCUCACAAUGUUUUUUCAAAUACUUCUCAAUCUAUAGGAGGUUAUUUUUCAGCUCUCCAGCCCCAGUCUCGUCUUCCUCUAAGACUUUCAGCAACAAAGAGGAGAGGUAAAGGCUCAGUUUUUUUGUUAUUAGUAUGCAAGGGUAAAUUCUUACAACUAAGUCUCUGUCUUUGAUCUUUUUAAGGAGGCAAUCUCUUGGUUCCCCGACUGUGACAAUUCCUAAAACACCCAGCAAACCAACUGACGACAAAGAUGACAGGUAAUAAUUGAAAACAAGAGAAAAUCUCAAUGUAUCUUUCCUGUUAAAAUAUUUUAUAAAUAAAUAAAUAGUACUUCCUGAUAUGGGUUUGCAUAAUCAUCCACAUGUUUGUCAGAGUAGUAAUAUGUUGCAUGUAGAUGAUUGUUUUAUUCUAAAACUAACCUCCUUACUAAACUGUUCUUUGUACAUUCUCUGCCAAUAUUAUUCUCUUUUUUAGGAUACAUUCUCUAAAUUCUCCCAAUCAAGCAGUCCAUAAAGCAAAUGUAAAACCAAGAACUGACACUAGAGAGGAAAGGUGAGAACACCAACUGUUAUAAUUAGAGAAAACCUCCCAGUUCAUAGAGAUGAACAAACCUCCAUAAAACAGUCAUAACUGGGCAGAUUGCUAAUGUUCACAUAAUAGCUUGCUCGCCACUUAAUAACUGAGAAAUAUUUCGGAGGUUGGAUAACUAUUAUUUAUAUACUUUUUUUCUCUCCCGAAUCUACACAACUCUCUGCCUUGAUAAUCUCUUUGCAGGAAACAAACUCUAACUUAUCCAACUCCUGGAGCUAGCAAUCCAUCCAGCAAACCAACAGCAGACCACAAAAAGGAAAGGUAAGAGUGAUAAACUUCAUCAAAAUUAGAAGUGGAAAGUAACAACUGGUGAACCUUACUGAGGAUAAUAAUAUCUGAGUGAAUACAGUAGGAAAGAAGAAACAAAAAAUACAUUGACAGUUAUGGAAUGAGAAGGCUAGAAGAAGAACUAUUUAGUACACUAUGCAGUUAUAUAUAAAAAAAUUUAAACUAAUAAAAUCUGUAUUUAACCCCUUAAGGACCAAACUUCUGGAAUAAAAGGGAAUCAUGACAUGUCACACAUGUCAUGUGCCCUUAAGGGGUUAAACUUUUGAGUGUCAAUAAGUUGAUCUUAUUUAUCAAACACUCUAAACAAUAGGAAUAACUGCUCAGGAGACACGAUUCAAUGUUGCAUUGUCAGCCCAAUCCUAAAGCAAUCACACAGUCAAAAGAGCGUGACUGUAAAGGGUAUUGCUUCCAUUCUGAAUGGCAGCACACUGCUCUGCUUGUUAGAUCCUACUAUCUCAUCCUGGAGAGUGUGAUGAGCUGGCUGCCUGCAAACUAACAAUAAUUAUAUCAUAUAAUUGAAAGCUCUUGCUUAAUAUAUUUAGCCCUUGCUUCUUUUUACGGUGUCCUCAGGUAUAGAUUGUGUCUGUUUUUCACAAUCUUUAAUUAUGGUAUAGUUCCAGUUAAGACACUAUUGAAACAGUGGUAAUAACAGUCAUCUCUCUACAGAUAUAUUUCAAGGUAUUGGUCUGGUUUAACGUGGUACAUAUAUCAAAAUCAAAAACUUCAGUAAAAAUAUCAGUGCCAAGGCAGCAGUCAUGAUGUAUAGCCUCAGUUUCAUGAGGGUACCCCUCCUGUUCAGCCCUCUAUAGCAGGCAAACUCACCCUAGCUUUCUUUAUGUCUAUUCGUUACCUUCCUCUUCCCUCUCUAAUAGGGCAAUCUAAAAUAAAAGUAAAGCGAGGAGAGAGGUAACCAGUUGCUUAUUUCUGGAUACUUUCUUUCUGCUAUAAAUUCGACCUCAAUGAUCCCCCCUUCCCCGAAAGAGACAAAUUACUCCCUUCUCAACCCCCAGCCCAAGAUUUAGGAGACUGCCACACUCCAUUCAUGAUGUUAUCAAAAAGGAAUCUGCCUCUCCAUCCCUAGCUGCAUAUGUUACAAGAUCUCAAGUCACAAGACCACCAAAAUCUGCAAAUCAGUACCAACCUCAGAACCGCAUCUCCAGUAUGUCACAGAUUUUGCCAGUGUUCUGUACCAGCAAGUGAUUUAUUUACAAUUUAGUUCUUGUAUUUUGGUGCUGAGUGUUCCUUGGUGGGCUAGGAGAUGGAUCUUCUCCCAUUUGCGUUCAGUAAAUUUAUAUACUUGCUUUGACUUCACUUUGAUUUCAUACUUUAGUAAAUAACACAGAGUUUUUAAAAUGAAAGACACAUUAAAUCCAUAUACAUCUUGCCUUUUACUGUUCAGAGGCCUAUCUAUUAAAAUACUUCCAACUAAAUUAGUGAAGGGUUGAAAUUGAAGGAUACUGCUAUUUAAGACAAAUGGUCCAGUGACCUGAUUUCUCUUGCAAAUACUGAAACACUUUUGAGGUCAUUGAAGCAACCGAAUGUGGACAAAUUGCAAACCUUAAACACUCUAAGCACAAUAAUAACUUUAUCCUAAUAAAGUGUUUUUUGUGUAUAGAUUAUGCCCCUGAAGUCUCACUGAUCAAUUCUCUAACAUUGGGAGUUAAAUCACUUUGUUUAAACAGUCCUAUAUACACCGCCCCUGGAUGUGACUCACACAGUCUCACCUACACACUUCCUCUCUACACAGUUACUGAAAAAGUAGUCUAUUUGUUAACUUCCAUUAUUGCACAGAGUGUUUAAUUUAGAAUUUGUUAACUUCUGAUGUGCUAAUAGCCCGCUAGAGCCUUUUGUGUGUGAGUAUAGUCCAGAGUAGGAGAUAUAUUUUUCCAGGAAGCUGUGUGAGUCACAGACAUUGAUGGUAUGGCUAGGGCUACAUAUAUGUGAUUUAACUAAUAAAUGGCAGAGAAUUUAGUAUCGAAACUGCAGGGACAUGAUCUGUGCACCAGAACUGCUUAAUCAGGCUAACGUUGAUUUAGUACUUACAUUUUUCUUUUUACGUAAUGGUUAGCUCACAUCUAAUCAAAGAAGAUAUAUAUGGUAUGAUAUGCAUGGUAACAGUGUAAAAGAAACAACAUUUCAUACAGUCUGCUUUGUUACUUUUUAUUACCGUAUCUGAGUCUCCUAAAACCUUUUUUUUCUGUGAUACUAUCUCUGCAGGCGACACUCUGUUAGUUCUCCCACUAAUACAGCACGCACUACCUCAAGCAAACCAGUCACAGACCACAAAGAGGAGAGGUAAGAGUGUUAGAUCAGCAUAAGAAGUGAACACUAAAAACUGAUUUUGCUUUGUUGGAAUAAUAAUUUGUUUUUAAAUAAUGGUUGGGAAUAAAUUGCAGAGAAUAGAGUAAACAGCAUAGAAAAGCAGUAAAGUAAAACUAUAGUGCCUGGAGCAUUAUCUAGUAUGAAUAUCCCAGAUGAACAAGACAAUUUAAGUACCAGUAGUUUGAUCUAAAUUUUCAUGCAUUUUAAACCUUGUUAAAAGAAAGACUUAACAGGUAGCUGUUAAAGUGGUAUUAAAAUGAUCUUUACUCAAUAGAGCUGCACACCACAAUGAUUCCUUAAUGGAGUGAUGGGGAGCAGGGCAGAGCAGAUCUACUGAUCUCCCUCCUAGCUCGAAAAGUACACAGCUGAAGGUCCAAAACCAGGCAUGGGUCCACACAUGCCCUCCAGGGUGGAGGGGAGCAUUCUUUGAAUGGUACUCAUUUGGGUGUCCUUUGAGAGCUGUAGCCACUGACACAAUAAAAAAGGAGAAAUAGCAAUAUCAGAGAGGGCAGCCAUUUUCCAGUGAGAGCCAGAAGGGUGAUAUUGAUAGAAAUGAAGAGGAUGUGUGUAGCUGUAUAUUUUAAUUUACAGCAGACAGAACUGGCAUUCCAGAGUGCACACUGAACAUCAUAUGACUUCCCCAGCAAAGAGAGUGUAAGGUGCUGGGAACUCCCACAUCCUCUAGAUUGCAAGCUCAUUUUAUAAAAGGUUACUCCAAGCACCGUGACCAUUAAAGUGUUCUGAAGUGGUAAUGGUGCUUGGAGUCUCUUUGUGCAGCGUUUCAAUAUAAAAUCCUGUACAUCAGGUUUGCUGUUGAGAUUGCAUGCAUUAUUAUUCAUAUUGGGAGUCUGUCAUCUGCAUGCAAUGCAUGCUGGUCCAGACGAUCUUUGAAGGCAUGCCUCACACUCCAUGCUGCCUGAGUCCUCUACUCUGAUCAUCUCCUGGACAUACUUCUCCCAAUUUGCCUAUCAUACCACACUAUUAAAGUAAAUAGUCUGGUAGGUCUAACUAGUCAUUGUAUAUGUAUUAUAUGUUUUGUUAAUGCCAUUUAACAUUGAACAUAUACACGAGUGCUUGUCCAACUGGGUACCUUCCUCUUUAGUCUAUGCUGCAAAUCUCAUUAUGAAAACUUAUAAGUGUAGUUCUCAAAACCGGAACAGUUUGAAAUAUUGUUAUCCCUUUUACUCAUUCUAGCAUACAUUUGCUGAAUUUGUUGGUGAAAUAGUACAAAUAUAGAUUAAGCUUCACUUGAAAAAGUUUUACUUUACAACAUUCCUCCAAUCUCUAAAAUAUUUUCUUGGGGGGCAGACCAUAUUUUGGUUAUAUGUUGGUUCGACUCAGCCAAACAAAAAACUGAUUUGGGAAAUUAAGAAGAUGAACCAAAAGGUCACAAAAAUGACGAAACAGUGUACUGCAAAGUAUAUAAAUAAUAUUUAUAACAUUUUUCCACCAUAUGUUUCACAGAUCAAAUAUAGGGAAAUACAGGAAGAGCAGUAAAACAAAAUCUAUAUUUAUCUAUUUUUUAUAUUUUUUUAAUAUAUAAUGUAAAUAUAUAUUUCACUAUAUUGGCAAUUCCUAACUUGAUCUGUGAAUAAAAUUGGUCCCCUAGCCAUCAAUAAUUUUUUUUUUGCAUCACUUGCUGAAUACACAUAGCGUGUAUCAGUUGGUUCAUGAUGCAGCUACAUUUCGGACGGAUUUCAAGAAUUCGAUGUACUACAGUUCAUACCAUAACAAAUCUCCAAAUCUAGUGAUCGCUUGCACUGUAUCAGGCUUGCCACUGGUCUUAGUUUAACCUUCUCUCACCAUUCCUGCAGGAGACACUCUCUUGGGUCCCCCAGUCAUGGAGCUCGGAACGGAUCUAGCAAAACAGUAAAUUACACCAAAGAGGACAGGUAACAAUGAUCUGAUUGGGAUCAAAAUUAGAAAUGAACAAUUUCUCUAGCUUAUUUCUAGAAAUAUAUGCUUCACAAUGCAUUAAAUGUUUUGUGUUUAUAUAUUGCUUUAUGGAUCACAUAAAUGAUUAUAGUACUUUAAUAUAUCACUUAUGAAUUAUUUAAUUGCACAUUCAACCCCCAGAUGACUUGUUUUACAAGUUUUCUAUAGUGACUUCCAGGAAACAAGCUAAGUUGAUUGUAGUACAGAGCCAUUGCAGCCUCACCUCCCAAUGUAUCCAUUUUGUUUAUGCCCAGCUCACCAUUACUAUGUGGUGUCACCCCAAUCCGAUGUCCUUUUAUUUCCUGUUUCUUUAUCCUAGUAUCCUCCCUUAUUUUCCUAUCAUUUUUUAAAAAUUUUAUUUGUACAUGAUAAUACAAGAUGGAUAUUUUAUAUCCAAUUGGCUUCUCUCGGGAAUGUAUGUAGAUGACUCUCUGUAUAAAAAUGAAGCUUAAAAAGUGAUUGUAAUCUCUUUUCAGGAUGUACAGCAAAGAUAAAAAAAAUAAUCUUUAAUUUCCAUUCUCUGGUCCCGUAAAUCAUGCUCUUGUUUUCACUUUGUCUUACUUGCACCAGGAAGCACUCUGUUGGUUCCCCUACCUCUACAGUUCGCAAUGGAUCCAGUAAACAUGCAACUGACAGCAAAGAGGAGAGGUACGAGUGUAAGAUAUUUAGUAAAACAACCAAUUCUUUUACAGCCUAAGGCUUUAAAAACCAGCAUUGUGGCACAAUUAUGCUAAAUAUGCAAUUUGCUAGCUGAUAAGUUGUUGCAACACCAAUUAGUAAAAGACAGUGAGAGUUCUCCAUAGGAAAAUUUAGAAAUUGUCUAUUUAUUAAAUUACAUUGUGCUUUCACAGGCUGAAAAAAACAACACUUUUUUGGUGUAAAUAUUAUUCCUAGUGAGCUACAACAUUAUAGUUAACCCUUUCAGCACCCUCAAAAAAUGCCUAAAGAUAACUGCAUAUAUACAAAUUUAACUUAAAAGGUUAUUUUUAAUAUCUUCUAAUAAUGUGCAACAUUAAGUAAUGUUACUUACCGUAAAUUCUUUUUUUCUUACUAUAGUGGCAGUAUUGAAACAAGUGGGUUGUGUCUUCUGCUGUAGACAUGAAGCUCCCCGCAAAAUAUUAAUAUUUAAUAAUUUGAUUGUAAUAUCCCGCCUACAGUGCCCUUAUAAUUCUUGUUCCUGCAAGGUUCACCAGUCAUUCCAAGAACCAAAUGGAGACCAUAUACUGCAAAUAUAAUUUAAUCCAUACAAAAACAAGAGGAGGUAAAAAAGCGUACUGCCACUAUACUAACGAAAAAUAAUUUUACGGUAAGUAAAAUUAAUUUUUUUCCCCUGUAUAUAGUGGCAGUACUGAAACAAGUGGGAUACAUAGUAAUACCUCUUCUAAGAAAAUAGGGUGGAGAAAUCAGUAGGCCACUGCCUGAAGCUCCUUUUGCCUGAAAGCAGCUUCAGAGGAAGAGAAUAUGUCCAUGCCCAGCCUGUAACAAAAGAAGAGAAAAUAGGAGGAUGUAUAAGUAUCAAAAAAGUUAUGAAAAAACGAUAUAAAAAUCGUGUUCUAAUGUAUUAGUGGAAGGAUACCUAAUUCAGUAAGGAUUGGACUGAACAAAUAAUGUAUUGGUGGAAAGAUACCUAAUUCAGUCAGGAUUGAACUCAACCAAUAAUAAAACUUAACCUUUAACCCAGGCAAGCUAAAAAGUGGGACAAAAAGGGGGACUAAAAAGUGGGACAAAAUAUAAUUCCAGUAUCAAAACAUCAAAAAACAAAAAACAAAAAAAAACCUUGGUGUAAAAAUAUAUGUAUAAACCCCAAAAUGAGGGUCUACUACAUGUAGAAAAUUACCCUGUCUAUAUUCCUAAUCAAGGAAAUAUGGAGUAGAAAGGGUAGGUCUGCUAAAUAUCAACUGAGAUUUUUGUAGGUUUAAAAACCAACCAUGAUCUCUUAGAAAUUUCUUUAUGUUUUUGAGGUCUAACAGAAGACAAUGUUUUGAUUCUGCCUUUAAAACCCAAUAGUCCAGGUAAGGAAUUAUUGCCAUACCUCUCAGACGUAAGGUUGCUGCUAGAGGAGCCAGGAUCUUUGUUAAGAUACAAGGGGUCGAUUAGAGGCCGAAAGGUAGGGCCUUGAACUGAAAGUGUAAAAUCUUUCUUUUUCCAGCUUGUAUUGCAUUCUUCAGGUCAACUUUGUCAUAAAUUAUCCUUUCUGCAGGAUGUGUGUGACUGACAAAAUAUUUUCCAUACAUUUCCAUGCAUUUACUUCUUUGAGGUUUAGGAUAAGAUGAUAGGACUUGUCUGGCUUUCGAAUUAAAAAUAAGCGAGAGUCAACUCCUUCUGGGCAUCUGGGCACUUUUUCUAUAAUGCCCUUGUGUAAAAGAAGCAGGUCUUCUGUUUUUUUGGGGGGAUUGAUACUUUAAAAGAAGAAAAAUCAGGUCUGGCGCAGUUUAAAACCUUAUUCUGUAUAAUUCUGAAAUGGUCUUUAUUAUCAAGUAUUUGAUGUCGUCUCCUUCCAUUUCUGAGUAAAGAACCGAAGACAGCCUCCCACUCUUUUGACGUCAAUAUCUUUUCUUUUUGUCUUGUUUGUUUGGAUCCCUGAAUCUGGUGUCUCUAUUCCGUCUGCAAAAUUUACGAAAUUUCUCUUGGUAGUGAAAGAAACGCAUCACACUGAACUGAUAUCUUUUUUUUUUUUUUUUUGAAAAUCUUUUAUUCAAUGCAUACAUUUUCGUGGACAUUUAGGUCCUAUUUUCGAUGAAACACGGUUUACAAAUGAGUGCAUUAUUCUAUACAAUCAUAAUCGUGCUAUGGUAUAUGUCAAGAUAGAUGGUGUGUACAUAUGCAUUCAAUAUUCCGUAUUACAGUUGUCGGGUUUCAGGCGGGAGCUGUGCGUCUUCGGGUUGCUACUUAUCGCUACCCUUGUCUGUGUUGGUCGUCAGGUAUGGCCUCUGUUAGGGCGCUGGUUAUACGUUGUAUGGUUAGCAGUCAAUGUGUAUCAGUAGGUCGUUAAGGUUACCUGAUGAGACCUUUAUGUGUGUGCUAUGUAUAGCUUAUCAGCUUUUGUUGGCCACUGGUUAAUGCUGUCAGAGUUUGUGUUGGCCUUUUCAGACGUGGGCCUGUCGCACGUAUCUGGCAAAGGUCUUUGUGUGCAGUUUUGGUUAGAUAAAUUGUACGUCCGUCCAUCUAUCUAUGGGCUGGGAUUUUCCGGAUCAUCUAUUAUGUAGAUAAAGAAAGUGAGAGGGGGAAUGGGGUACAGGUAUAGGGGGAGGAUGGGGGUGGGGGGGGUGGUAGAAAAGAGAAGAAGAGAAGAGAGGGGGGAAGAGGGGAGGGGGGCGGGGGAGUAAAGUCGGAGCCGCCCAUUCCUGCGUCACCACUGCUCCGAAUGGUGAACUGAUAUCUUUUGUUGGAUUGAGGUCCUGCAUAUAUCGAAUCCUGAGGCAAUGCCAUUUUUUGUUUCUGACAUUUCUUUAAUUAUUUCUUCCAGUGAAGUGCCAAAUAAUUUGUUCAUCUCGUAUUGCAGUUUACAUAAAACAGAUACUGAAGCUGAAUCUGCAGUCCAGGUUAUGGAACAAAAAGGUAAUGGUUCAGCGCUAAACAAUCUAAAAGAAACUAAAACAAAAUGUAAAAGCAGCAACCUAUAGGAAUGAGGUCCCUCUAAAAACCUCACAUGGAAUAGGACAAACAGAAAUGGGUAUAUAGGUCGCGCUAAGGGGACAAGGAGGUAAAAUAAAUGAAAUAAAUAAAAAUGAUAAAAAAGUCCCAAAUAUAAAUAAACCUGUGUUGUUCUAGGAGAGUAUACAGUCCAAAUGGAUAUCUGAGUCUUCUUAUGUUGAAGACUCAGAUAUCCAUUUGGACUGUAUACUCUCCUAGAACAACACAGGUUUAUUUAUAUUUGGGAAUUUUUUAUCAUUUUUAUUUAUUUCAUUUAUUUUACCUCCUUGUCCCCUUAGCGCGACCUAUAUACCCAUUUCUGUUAGUCCAGGUUAUGAGCCACAAGGCUCUUCUGGCCACUGAGGAUAAACCCAUUAUCAGUGCAAAUAAUCCAAGUAUGGCAUCAGAGACAUCCAAUAGAAAGACAUUGGAAAGUUUCAGAAGAAAUAGCAGCUGACCUGGGUCUUUUUCCGAUAUUCCCAUAAGGGCCUAUUCUAAGGCUUGUAGCCACUUACUUUGGGCUUUUAGCACUGCUAAACCAGAGAUUUCAGCUUUGCACUGAUAACCUGCUGCCUGAAAAAUUCUUCUGCUUGAUGUUUCGGCCUGCUUCUCCAUGGGAUCCUCUAAACCAGAACUCACCAAUUGGGAUCGUGGUUUUCUUUGAUAAUUGUGCCACCUGAAUAUCGACUUUCGGAAGGUCUUCUCACUUUUCCUCAGUCUGUAGUUUAAAAAAGUUGCCUGAAAUGUUUCAAAAUAAAAGCAUGCCUUUCUGUGUUUUUCCAUUCUCUCUGUAGUAGUUUCAUAACCCUUGAUUGUAUAGGAAAACCUUUUACCUUACCCAUGGUAGAAUCAUUUUUCUAAACAACCGCGGUUACUUCCUUGAUAAACUUCUCCAUUUCCUCUGCUAGAAAUCCGUCUUUCACACUUGAGGCCAGACUGGAUACUUCUGAAAGGGAAAAAGCUGAACAUUCACCUGUUGAGAGCUCAGACAGGGAUGGGGAUCUUUCUCUCUUUUGUUUCUUUACCUGUCUUUCUUGAAUAUUAACAGACCCGCUGUCUUUUUUAACUGUAUCCUUAAAUGACUCAAAGGUUUGUGAUAAAUUCUUCUGGAACCAGCUCAGGAAUGAGUCAAUUUCAUUUUGCUUGGAUUUUUCCAGCAAUUACACCAAGCAUUGAUUACAGGUCUUUUUCCUACACUCUUCAGGAAGAGGGACCGAACAUUCUGAACAACACAAGUGUUUUGUUUUGCAUGUGGCCUUUUUAGGGAUAGAAGCUGACAUCUUAUCCUUUUCAGCUUUAUCCAGUAAAGCAGGACUGGACAUAUUCUGUUAAAGACAAAUGAGAAGAAAAAACACAUUUUCUAAAAUUAGAAAGCAUGCAUAUAAAGAUGAAGUUUUAAAUGGAGAUUUAAUCUAAAUUCCUUCCUCAAAAACCUCACCAAUGUGUAGUAGGGCUGGUGACACGGACUACCUGUUUUGGACAACCACCACUGGGAUCAGACAGGUCCUGCACAGCUUUUAUACAAAAAUCUUUAGAAUUUUGCGCCAAAUUAUUCAAAGAUCCGGCCUACGCAUGUGCAGUAGCGCAAUCAAAACUUCAGUGGAAAGCACCAUCUCCCGGGCAUGCGUUUCGCUGCUGUGUGAAUUCAUCCAUCCUGUAUUUUGGGAGGUCUUCCCAGGACCUCCAAAAAUAUGGCCACAAAAGCCAGCUUGCAGUCGUGUUCCGUAACGCUAUGGAACGGAAGUCUUCGCAGCCCAGUUCCCACCCGGGGAGCUUUAGGGCACUAACCUCGCUGGUCAGCAGCCUGUGCCGGUCGCACCAAUUUUUAGAAUCCUGGAUCCAAAGGAGCCCUGUCCAUCCUGUCUGCCGGGACAAGGAGAACUGGUGAACCUUGCAGGAACAAAGAUUAUAAGGGCACACUAGGCAGGAUAUAACAAUUAAAUUAUUAAAUAUCCAAAUUUGAGGGGAACUUCUUGUUCACAGCAGAAGACACAACCCACUUGUUUCAGUACUGCCACUAUUCGUGGGGAAAAUAAUCAUUUUCAUUUCUUGCAACCUGAAAUAACGCUCUUAUUUUCACUAUGUCUCACUUGUUCCAGGAAGCACUCUGUUGGGUCCCCCACCUCUACAGUUCGCAAUGGAUCCAGUAAACAUGGAACUGACAGCAAAAAGGAGAGGUAA
Pelobates cultripes (western spadefoot toad) is the source of this 11724-nucleotide messenger RNA. NCBI's taxonomy places the organism in Eukaryota, Metazoa, Chordata, Amphibia, Anura, Pelobatidae. The record is from the annotation of a GenBank genome assembly.